AGUAUGUGCUGCCCUCAGCCAACAUGGGUCUGCCCAGCCACCUCAUCCAGUGCCACUGCCCACAGCCUGCCUACACCACUCACACAGCCCCCGUGGUCAAGAUGCUUAUUGAGCAGGAUGGGCGGAGAAAGGCUACGUCCAACCACCCAGCAGAGAUGGAGCCAAACAGAGAGCCUCAAGAAGAUGAUUUUGAGGAGGAAACCCAAGGGCUGUCAAAGCUGAGCGGGGGUAGCAGCACCCCUGGGACUGGGAAGGACUCU
This is a messenger RNA of Leptosomus discolor (cuckoo roller), 260 nucleotides long. NCBI's taxonomy places the organism in Eukaryota, Metazoa, Chordata, Aves, Leptosomiformes, Leptosomidae. The record is from RefSeq and is a predicted model, not a curated record.